Messenger RNA from Cladocopium goreaui, 1364 nucleotides. Lineage: Eukaryota; Dinophyceae; Suessiales; Symbiodiniaceae. The record is from the annotation of a GenBank genome assembly.
GAGAACAUAUCCCUUUGGAGUUGAUGACUCGUUGGAACAAUGAGGUUCUACAGCCUGGACAAUGGCCUGGCUUCCAGGGACGCGCUUCCGCACCCACGGCCAUGGGUGCCAUGGGUGCCAUGGGUGCCGUGACGGCACCAGAGAUCUCCAGGGAUAUGUUGGGAGGCCUCCAAAGCUUCACUGCCCCCUCAAUGGCACCGCCGCUUGCGCCCAAUCCCGGGGUACCGCCCAUGCCCGGCUUCGCUCAUCCCAGCUUCAGCACGCAGCACGCGGCACCAGUGGCGACCCAUCCUGGGCACCCCGUGGUGCGGCAGCAACUGCAGCGCCCGGAAAUUCGCACCACCGGGCGAUUGCAGGAGGCCAGAGCCGAUGGCGGUGUGAGGCUGCAGCGGCAAUCGAAUCACGGUGCUGCCGCACGGCUGCAACAGGAGCUUCAUGCACACGCACUGCAUGAGGCGCCACCUUCGGACGACAAGAUGCCGAUGCCACAUUUUGAGCACAAGCUCGAGCCCUACGCCUACUUGGAACGCCGUUUGCAAUGGAUCCAAGAGGACUUGCAACGUCAGCAGACGCGGCUGGUGGAAGAAUCUCUGCCAAAACAGGCUCCUCGUGAGCAGGACAUGUCAGCAAUGCAUCAGAUGCUCCAACGAAUGCAGGUCGAACGAAGAGGCCGCGAAGAACUGGAAAGCAAAAUCUCCGGUUUGGAAUCCACGUUGAUGAAAGAACGUGCUGAACACAAUCUCGGCAUGCAGCAGAUGCAGCAGCACUAUGAGAAGGUGAUGAACGACCUGAGCAGUCACUUUGAACAUAACCUGAAAGUCUCCCAGGACAAUCUCUUCAGACAAGCGCAACGCCUGGAAGAUAUGCUCAAGGCAACCUUUCAGAACGUGGAGAACCGCCUCGCCAGCGGCGCCUUUUCCAAGGACCAUUGGGUGCCCAUUUCACUGGAGCGAGACGCCGGAGGUGAGAGCACCACACCCAACUGGUUGACCGUGGCCGGCGGCCACGGCCACGGCCACAGUGGCCUUGGUGCCCGAAAAGAGGUGAAGGACGUGCGCAGACAGAUGGUCAGCGGACCUCUGGUUGCACCUGGCCGAGCCAAAAGUCCGAUGGGACCCGGGGGCUCCAUGAAAUGUUCUCGGGGCGGCGCCGGACCUGGGGCCGAAGAGCCGAUGAUGUCGGGCAAGACCUUGGGUGAGAUGCUGCAACGCCUUCAUCAGGAGAAUCAAGAGCUCCAACGAGUGCAUCACGAGUUAUCGCAGCAAAAAUCCCGCAAGAGCAGCAAGGAGACAUCCAAGAACCACUCUCCGAUCCAGACACCAGGCAAGUAUCCGCAAUGGCCACUGUAUCGCCCUGCCGGAUGA